CCAGAAUAACUGAUGAAUUAUUUUGAAACUAAAGUAAUCGUGUCUGAGAAGGAGAAGCUGCUGAGUGAGAGGAACCAGCUGCAGGUCUGCAUGUCCGAGCUCUGGCAGAACCUCUCCUUCCUCUCGCAGCAGGUGUGCAGAGAGGUCCAAACCAACCAGACUCCGCCCGCCUCCGCCACUAUCGACCUCACCUCAGAUUCUCCGGACCAGGACCCCGUGAAACCCAGAUUCAGCAUGGUUGGCGAGAACUCUGACGAGCUGGAGAGCAGACGGAAAGUCCAGGACGUAUUCGGUCGGAAGGAGCAGAACUCAGACGGUCCAGUGGUUCUGGAAUCCAGGGAGGAAUUGUGUAGCCCCACAGUGACAGUGGACUUCUGUCAGGAGAUGACGGUGAAGUGCGAGGAAGCCUCAGAGCUGCAUGAAACACAGGAAGGAGCCCAAAAAGAAGAUCCAGUGCACAACUUCUGCCCCGAAAAGAGGAACAGUUGGAACAAGGCUCAAGUUAUGGAGACACAGUCACCCCACACCAUCGUCACCACCUCCACCCUGCACAAACACUCGCAGAACAGAAACAGCGAGAAAGCGGAGGGUGAUCCAACAUGUCUGCUGUUGGCCGUGACCCGUACCUGUUUCUGUGGGUUUUACAGGCAGCUUCACACCGUCAGGUCACGCAUCGCUGCGCCGCAAGGUCUCUGA
Poeciliopsis prolifica (blackstripe livebearer) is the source of this 696-nucleotide messenger RNA. RefSeq names its product transcription regulator protein BACH2-like. Bases 13 to 696 code for a protein of 227 amino acids. Lineage: Eukaryota; Metazoa; Chordata; Actinopteri; Cyprinodontiformes; Poeciliidae. The transcript has 4 exons. The record is from RefSeq and is a predicted model, not a curated record.